CCUCUCCCGUCCUGUAGGGGGCGCUGUUCACUCUUUAAUCUUUGCGACAGCCGAGCCGUAAUCUGUUACUGAGAAUCAAAGAUGGCGUCCGGCAGUGGGUCCAGUAAAAAUGAUUUCCGUAGGAAGUGGGACAAGGAGGAGUAUGAAAGCCUCGCUCAGAAACGGCUGGCUGAGGAAAGAGACCGAGAGAGGAGAGAUGGUAAAACAGCACCCCCCGUUAAGCGGGACCUCCUGCGUCACAGAGACUAUAAGGUGGAUCUGGAGUCCAAACUGGGGAAGACCAUUGUCAUCACAAAGACCACUCCUCAGGCGGAGAUGGGCGGUUAUUACUGUAACGUCUGCGACUGUGUAGUGAAAGACUCCAUCAACUUCCUGGAUCACAUCAACGGGAAAAAACACCAGAGGAACCUGGGCAUGUCGAUGCGAGUGGAGCGCUCGUCCCUGGAUCAGGUGAAGAAGCGUUUCGAGGUGAACAAGAAGAAGAUGGAGGAGAAGCAGAAAGAGUACGACUUUGAGGAGAGGAUGAAAGAGCUGAGGGAAGAGGAGGAGAAGGCGAAGGCCUAUAAGAAGGAGAAGCAGAAGGAGAGGAAGCGGCGUGCGGAGGACGAUGUGGACUUUGAAGAGGACGAUGAGAUGGCGGCUGUGAUGGGUUUCUCGGGUUUUGGUUCGUCUAAGAAAAGUCACUGAUGCUCUGCAGCUCCACGCGUCAGGAGGACCACCACCAAUCAGUACCGGAGACUGGUUUAAGCUCCGCCCCCUCUGUCAGCUGGACUCUCAGACCAGAAUGAGGAAGCAGGAGUCUGUUAUUCCACAGUCCUGGUUUAGACUUUUAACCCCUGCAUUUUCUUUUUACCUACAACCAGGCUUUUAUAUUGAUAUUUUGAUCCCUGGCUCUGUCUUUCCUGGUGGUGUAAUCUUUGUUUUAAUGAACCCAUCAGGUCAAAGGUCAGACCGGACAUCAUGUUGAGCUGUCUGAAGGGAGAGAGAAGAUGGACAGAGGGAAGAAGAUGAGACCAAACCGAGCUUGUCUCUUUGAGUUCAGGUAUUUUAUUUCAGUAGUUCACCGCCCAAACGGAGACUGUCAAUCAGAUUAAGAUAUAAACCACCGGAGAGUUUCUGGUGUCAAGAGCUGAGUUCAGGAAUGAUUCUCUAAACUUGUUUAAACUUGGACACAUGGAGAAAAGUGUUGCUUCAUCAUCUGAGCUCUGAUGUGUCAGCAGGAUGAAUUCUGAUUGUAAUAAACUUGUUUUAUUUGUUUAUAA
Molecule: messenger RNA, 1262 nt
Organism: Notolabrus celidotus (New Zealand spotty)
Lineage: Eukaryota; Metazoa; Chordata; Actinopteri; Labriformes; Labridae
Gene: zmat2
Product: zinc finger, matrin-type 2
Exons: 6
Coding region: 82-687 (201 amino acids)
Biological process (GO): mRNA splicing, via spliceosome
Cellular component (GO): U4/U6 x U5 tri-snRNP complex; spliceosomal complex
Molecular function (GO): nucleic acid binding; zinc ion binding
Source: RefSeq, a predicted model, not a curated record